CGCUUGUCGUGCUAGCUAUGGCCACUUAAGCUUCGCUAGCGAGUUUAUUUUUGUAACCCCAAAAUACGUGUGUCUUAUCAGAGAAAGUUACCGUGGUAAUGAAAUGAGAGAUAACCUCUGACAAAGUUACUGACAAAAGCAACACUUCAGUCACUGCAGAGGGACCACAAUGGCAAGUGAUGUAUGCAGCCAUGUCAAGGUGGUUGUUCGGGUUAGGCCAACCAGCGACAGUGAGAAGCGUGAAAACUGUCGAAAUGUGGUGCAGGUUGUUGAUAACCACAUGCUCAUAUUUGAUCCCAAGGAAGAGGACGUAUCAUGUUUUGGGUCACAAAGAGUACGGAACAGAAACAUCAACAAGAGGGCUAACAAAGACCUUAAGUUUGUUUUUGACCAUGUCUUCAGCGAGAACUCUACUCAAGUUGACAUCUUUGAGAACACCACUAAAGGAGUGCUGGAUGGUGUGAUGAAUGGAUUUAACUGCACAGUGUUUGCGUACGGUGCUACUGGAGCAGGCAAGACGCAUACCAUGUUAGGCUCACAAAAUGAGCCUGGGGUCAUGUACCGCACCAUGGAAGAGCUGUUCAAACGCAUGGAUGAUGCCAAGGAGGAGAAAGAGUUUGCUGUUGCAUUCUCAUAUCUUGAGGUUUACAAUGAACAGAUCAGAGACUUGUUGGCUAAUGCAGGGCCUCUAGCAGUCAGAGAGGACAGUUCUAAAGGAGUGGUUGUUCAGGGCCUCUCACUGCAUCAGCCCAAAUCUGCAGAGCACAUUCUUGAAGCUUUGGAUUGUGGCAAUCGCAACAGGACACAGCAUCCCACUGAUAUGAAUGCCACUUCUUCCCGGUCCCAUGCUGUAUUUCAGAUAUAUUUGAGGCAGCAGGACAAAACCGCCAGCCUCAAUCCUAAUGCCUGUGUUGCCAAAAUGAGCCUGAUUGAUCUGGCAGGUUCUGAGAGAGCCAGCGCCACCAACGCCAAAGGGGCACGUUUGCGGGAAGGGGCGAACAUCAACCGUUCGCUCCUUGCAUUAGGAAAUGUUAUCAAUGCGCUUGCUGACCCAAAGAGUAAGAAAACUCAUAUACCGUACAGGGACAGCAAGCUGACACGACUUCUCAAAGACUCUUUGGGCGGCAACUGCAGGACGGUUAUGAUUGCCAAUGUUAGCCCCUCAUCCAAGUCAUAUGAUGACACCCACAACACACUUAAGUAUGCCAACAGGGCAAAGGAGAUUAAGUCCUCGCUGAAGAGUAAUGUUGUAAGCCUGGACAGUCACAUAGGCCAAUAUGCAGUGAUAUGUGAGAAGCAACGGCAAGAGAUUCUACAGUUGAAGCAGAAACUAAAAGAAUAUGAGGAGAAGAACAUGGUGCCUGGGCCUUUUAACAUGAUCCCUUCCCAGAAACAAGAAGAGUUCAAAAGGGUGUCAGAAGCUCUGCAGCGAAUCUUCUCGGGCCGGGCCCAAAUCAGGAAAAAACAGCUGGAUCUGGAGAGACAACUGAAGGAGAAUGAGCUGCGCCAGCGCUACAGUGAGGAGGACAACCUGCAGGUCCAACAUUUCUGUGCCAAAGAAAAGACUGAGAAGGCCACUUGCAAGCACGAGCGGAAGAUUGCCAGCUUACGCACUCAGCAGCAACACAUUUACAAUCGUUUGAAGGAGGCAGAAACACUUUUCCUGGACAAUGAUGGCUGGCUUCAUCGUGUCGAGAAUGAUAUUAAGCUCUUGAAGUCGAAUGAUCAGACCACAGAGGUGUUAGAGAAGAGUCUACAUUGCCACAGACUGGAGCUGCAGGUACAUGAUCUCAAACAACACAUAAAGCAGAUGGUCGAGCUCACUGCACUGCAGGAUCAGGAGAACAAGCGCAUGCAGAAAAUGGUUAACAUUUUAUUGCCGGCUUAUAGUCGCCACUACUCUGCUUUGCGUGGGGCUGGCCUGGUCACAGCAGCAGAUGAGAUGGAGAACCAUGAACUAGAGCACCUUGUGUUGAGGGAAAGAGGCGUGGUCUGGGCAGACCAGGAAGCGGUGGGGCAGCAACUGAAAGGUGAAGGGAUUGGAGAGGAAUCAAAUGAGGCGGGAAGAGUUGGGCUCCGCAGCGAGUUGGCACCUGUCUUGUCUUUCUCACAUCUCCUGUACCACCAGAGUAGCCCCUGCAGUGCCGAGGGGCGCACAACAAGAACAUUAUCGUGCAAUGCUGCUCCAUCACAAAAAGGUAGAGAAAAAACAGAUAUGAAACAGGAACCACCUCCCAGAAUGCCCAUCAGGAGAAAUCUGUCUGCGUCACUGCCACCACAAAGCCCCCGGACCGUUGCCAAGGCCCAAGUAUUUGAGGAGGGCGUGUUCCCAAUCCAGUGCACACCAGAACUUGCUCAAAAUAAUGUUCAGGCCCUGGUUCUGAGCUCCUCCAGUGCCAUGGAUCCUAAUAUGACCUUUGAAAUUCUGGACAAUGAUGAUCAAACUGCAAGUAAUGCAACCAUCAUAAUAAGCAGUGAUAGUCCUUGUAAAGAAUCAAAGUCAACAGACUUCUCAGGUCCCAGCCGACUACUCCAUCCUCCCAAGGCCAAUGAGGGGAACCAGAUUCCCACCAAAAGACAACAGAUCCCAUCUUUACAAGACGUGAGACGAGCCAACCCAACUUACAUGGACAUGACAUCUGCUGCACAAGGAAAGCGUAAAUUUAACCGCAUCAGAGAAGAGUUAACACAGAGUCUCUCUGCACCGAAGCGUAUAAAGAAAGACCCCUCAGUGACCCGGAGACCACUCAGAGUUCAUCGUUUUGUCGGUUCAGAGGAGAACAAGCCUCGAAGAGUUGUGAGGAGUGUUUCUGAAGGAAAUCUCAGCCAGCUUGAACCUCAGAAAUCCAAGUCCUUUUUCCAGAAAACAUCCCAACAGUUCAAACGAGUGACCAAACGGAUGUAAAUCAACAUUGUGUACAAAUCAGGCCAUGUUGCCUUAUGAACAUUCUGAACAUUUUAAGUCUCCACUCUUUUUUCUUCGUAUUCAUCUUUUCACAACAUUCCCUCAAAACCGAAAAAAGCGGUCCAUUGUGUUUCCCCCACCAAUUCUAAGGUAGCUAGAAAAAUGCAAUGUAUGUUUUAUUGCUUUAUGCUCUUCAAUUUAGGCUUACACUGCAGUGAAACUUACUGUAUAUAAACAUUUUGUAGUUGUUCUGUUUGGAUUAUUCUUUUCAUAGUUGAUGGACUUGUUGGUUUUUAAGCCUCCCUUUUAGAUUUGAAGAUAUAUUUUAAAACUCAUGUACACACUAAAAGCAACAAAUAUAACAUGUCCUGUGGAUGUUCCUUGCUUUACGUACAUGAUAUACUUUGCACUGUUCUCUGAAACUGAUUGGUCUAGGUGACCAUAUUUCCCAGUGCAACUAAUAGGGGAAAACUAUACAUGACCUCAAACAGAAGAAUGGCUGUUUAAAAAAUAAAACUGAAACUUCUCCACACUGAGCUGUUUAUAAUUUUAUUUUUAAUUCUAUUUUUCCUUCUUGUACAGAUAAUUAAAUGGAGAUAUAGAUAUUUCAUAAUAAAACUGCUUGUAACAGAA
Messenger RNA from Micropterus salmoides (largemouth bass), 3538 nucleotides. RefSeq names its product kinesin family member 18A (gene kif18a). Gene Ontology annotation, biological process: mitotic spindle organization; microtubule-based movement. Gene Ontology annotation, molecular function: microtubule motor activity; microtubule binding; ATP binding. Bases 170 to 2905 code for a protein of 911 amino acids. The record is from RefSeq and is a predicted model, not a curated record. The transcript is spliced from 18 exons. NCBI's taxonomy places the organism in Eukaryota, Metazoa, Chordata, Actinopteri, Centrarchiformes, Centrarchidae.